This is a messenger RNA of Fulmarus glacialis (Northern fulmar), 1072 nucleotides long. It is a transcript of the gene PRKAR2B, whose product is annotated as protein kinase, cAMP-dependent, regulatory, type II, beta. Gene Ontology annotation, cellular component: cAMP-dependent protein kinase complex. Gene Ontology annotation, molecular function: cAMP-dependent protein kinase regulator activity. The record is from RefSeq and is a predicted model, not a curated record. Gene Ontology annotation, biological process: regulation of protein phosphorylation. NCBI's taxonomy places the organism in Eukaryota, Metazoa, Chordata, Aves, Procellariiformes, Procellariidae. The transcript is spliced from 9 exons. The annotation marks the transcript as partial.
AUUAUACUUUUUUUUAUUUCAGUGUGUGCAGAAGCUUACAAUCCUGAUGAGGAAGAAGACGACACAGAAUCUAGGAUUAUUCACCCUAAAACAGAUGAUCAAAGAAACAGACUGCAGGAGGCAUGCAAGGACAUUCUUCUUUUUAAGAACCUAGAUCCGGAACAGAUGUCUCAGGUGUUAGAUGCGAUGUUUGAAAAGCUGGUUGAAGGAGGGGAACAUGUCAUUGAUCAAGGGGAUGAUGGUGACAACUUCUACGUCAUUGAUAGAGGUACAUAUGACAUUUAUGUAAAAUGUGAUGGUGUUGGGAGGUGUGUUGGAACCUAUGAUAACCGGGGAAGUUUUGGUGAGUUGGCCUUAAUGUACAAUACACCCAGAGCAGCUACAAUUAUAGCCACCUCUCCUGGUGCCAUCUGGGGUUUGGACAGGGUAACGUUCCGAAGAAUCAUUGUAAAAAAUAAUGCCAAAAAGAGAAGAAUGUAUGAAAAUUUUAUUGAGUCAUUGCCAUUCCUUAAAUCUUUAGAAAUGUCUGAGCGUUUAAAAGUGGUUGAUGUGAUUGGCACCAAAGUAUACAAAGAUGGAGAACAAAUCAUUGCUCAGGGUGACUUGGCUGAUUCUUUCUUCAUUGUGGAAUCUGGAGAAGUAAGGAUUAUAAUGACAAGGAAGGGUAAACAAGAUGUAGAAGAGAAUGGAGCAGUUGAAAUAGCUCGAUGUUCAAGAGGACAAUAUUUUGGAGAACUUGCUCUUGUAACUAACAAACCACGAGCCGCUUCUGCAUUUGCUCUUGGCACUGUCAAAUGUUUAGUUAUGGAUGUGCAGGCAUUUGAAAGGCUUUUGGGACCUUGCAUGGAAAUUCUGAAAAGAAACAUAGCAAACUAUGAAGAGCAGCUAGUUGCUCUGUUUGGAACAAACAUGGACAUUGCCGAUCCCAGUGCAUGAACUGAACAUUGGAGCAACAAGAUCUGUUAUGAGAAUAUAGCACAGUAGUGGUUAGUCCACAGAGAAAUUGUCUCUCUUCCUAUAGAUGCCAAGCAUUUUCUGUGAUUUUAAGAGUGGGUUUGGGGGUAUUUUUUGG